Necator americanus (New World hookworm) is the source of this 3948-nucleotide messenger RNA. RefSeq lists its product as uncharacterized. Gene Ontology annotation, biological process: DNA integration. Gene Ontology annotation, molecular function: nucleic acid binding. Bases 1 to 3948 code for a protein of 1315 amino acids. The record is from RefSeq and is a predicted model, not a curated record. NCBI's taxonomy places the organism in Eukaryota, Metazoa, Nematoda, Chromadorea, Rhabditida, Ancylostomatidae. The transcript has 5 exons.
AUGCCAGAUCCAAGCAUGUAUUCUGCAGCUCAACCGCUUCGAGAACACGUCAACAUCGCUAUCGCUCAAGAAGCUCAUUCGCAGCAAAUUCCCACGAGAGACUCAGCUGGAAGUGAACAGGAUGGAACACCGGUCAGGCGCCAUUAUCGCGACAGAGACUACCACUAUCAGUCUCAUCGCAACCAUUCUCCCUAUCGUCGAUCUGAACGUGAUUCAGAACGAAUACGACGCCAUCCGCAACGCCGCCACUCAUCAUCUCCAUCUUCACCACCUUACGGGGUCAGAUUUCGUGCUAAUCUGCACGACAGUCUUUCGCCCGUACGCCGCAGAAACUAUUCUAGCCCAGAAUCCAGUAGCCAUGUCGCCGACACGGACGACGAGAUGCAUAACGCUCUUGAUUGCCGUCCGGUCGACGACCCCACCACCCUUACCACUUCGUCCAACCACCAACGCCCUCUUCUUAUGACUGUUAAGGCUCACAUUCGUAAUCCUAAGACGAAGACCCUUGAAACGGUCAACGUCAUGCUGAAUUCAGGAGCCCAAAACAGCUUCAUAAGUAACGCAGCCACUAAGCGCUUAUCCUUUAAACCCUACGACCACAAGCCGCUGACCGUCAUCGUUCAACCCAAGAAUCCGGAAGUUCUAACUUCCCAGUUCAAACCAUAUCGUCUCAGUAAAGAAGACAAAUACGCACUCCGCACAUUCUGCAUUAACCCAGACAACCUUACCAUCAGUCGCCACGUUACGCCAGAUAUCCUGCUGGGUAUCGACUACUUCUUGGAGGUCCUGAAAAAGGACUCACCGAAGCAGCUACCCUCAGGAUUGAUGCUCAACCAUCUAACCACAUCACCAUCUACACCACCUCGCUCUGAAGACGACAUCACCCACCUAUGGGACCUCGAUCGUUUAGGCAUAACCGAGGAUCCCGAUCCCUCUGUCGACAAGGAAGAGGACGCACGGAUCCUGAAGCGUUUUCGGGAUACCGCCCAGGUGAUUGACGGCUACUUGCACGUUCAAUUUCCCUGGAAGUCAUCCCACGCUCGCCUUGCCGACAACAAAAUGUUAGCCCUUAAGCGUCAUCAGAGCCAGUACCGUUCCUUCCAAACCAAACCAUCCCUUUGGAAAGCAUAUGCCGCAACCUCUACGGACUAUCUGGAGCAGGGCAUAAUAGAGGAGUUCGACGAGCACCAGUUCGACGACCACAGAGUCUAUCAUAUCCCGCAUCAGGCAGUCAUAAAGGAAACAUCGGCCACCACUAAAUUGAGAGUCGUGUUCGAUGCGUCCUCCCACUACAGAGGCGCACCGAGCUUAAACGACUGUCUCCACUCUGGCCCCGCAAUCCUACCAGACAUGUUUACCCGCGUACCAUUUGGUAUAACCGCGUCACCAUUCCUUUUAGCCGCAUCCAUUCUGUAUUACCUCCAUCUUGAACCAUCGGAGCCGCUCCACAAGGAGAUCGAGCACAACAUCUACGUCGACAACAUCUUUCUUAGUGCCUCGUCCGAGCGACAAGCCAUUAAGAAGUACCGCUCUUCCAAAUCCCUAUUCAACUCCAUGCACAUGAACCUUCGAGAGUUCUUGUGCAACUCCAACACCGUAAACCUGUCCAUAGAGCCAUCUGAUCGAGUCAGGAAUCCAUCAUCCGUGAAGCUCCUUGGUAUUCCCUGGAAUUCACGCACCGAUACCCUUCUCAUACCACUUAAAACCGCGAAUGUGUACUCGAAGCGCACAGCGCUCAGUGCAUGUUCAUGCACCUUUGAUCCACUUGGUCUUCUCACACCAUUUUUAGUGCCCUUCAAGGUAUUCAUCCAGGACAUCUGGAAGAAGGAGUACCAGUGGGACACUCCAUUUGACCAAGAAGACCAUCAGCGAUGGGACGAACUGGUUCAGCAGCUCAAACAUCCGUUGCCACCAAUUCCACGUUUCAUUGCUUCCGCAAACCGCAACACUACUUAUGAGCUCGCAGUCUUUGGAGACGCCUCACAACGUCUCUUUGUCUGCUGUGCUUACCUUAUUAGCCGCUCACUAUCAACCACUUCUUCACAGCUAAUCAUGGCUAAGUCAUUGUUAGCAACGGUUAAACUCCAGAUGACUAUGCUACGAUUAGAGUUGCUCGCAUCCCUAAUAAGUGUGCGUCUAGCACGCUUCCUCCAUCACAAACUCCAUCUUAAAAUCCGCGCCAUCCACUUCUUUUCUGACUCGAAGAUAGCGCUCCAUUGGAUCCACUCGUCUCGUCUACUUAAACGAUUCGUUCAGAAUCGAGUGAACGAGAUCCGCACCAUCUUAACCACUUUCCACAAGACAGACGUUCAGACGAAGUUCUACUAUGUGCAGUCAGACUCUAAUCCAGCUGACUGUGCAACUCGUGGACUUUCGACCGCUGACGCUGUCAACCACAUCUGGUGGCAUGGACCAUCCUUCCUUCGUUCUCCACAGUCGGAUUGGCCUAAGGCCGAUACGGACUUUGCCCUACCUCAGGAUCUUUGUCCUGAGGCGGAGCACGAGUUUCAGGCCCUUAGCGUCCUUCCGACACAACCAUAUGAAUCACCAUUCCGCUUCCGUGCCACUAGUAGCUACCUUAAUCUCAUUCGUUCAACCGCGUAUGUGCUUAAGUUCAUCAAAGCCCUUUUCCUAAAAACCCGCAUCACCAAUUACACCCUCAAUCUAGCCACUGUUGUACUGUCCAAGGACGUUUCAGCUUCGGAGAUCACCAACGCGGAAACUCUCCUCAUUAUGGAGCAUUACCGCGGAAGCGAAUCCACGUUGAAACGACUACCAUUGGAUAAGUACAACCCCCACCGUGCCGCAGAUGGAUUGAUCCGAUGUCCGAAUCGAUUAGACCAUGCUCGGACUUCGUCUCAGUCAUCACCUAUCCUAUCCUUCUUAUUCCGGAGCACCACUUUGUCCAUCUUCUCGUUAUGUACCACCAUAAGACCAGGUUCCAUUCAGGUGUUCAUACCAGCCGCUCUCCGCACAUCAUAUUUUAUUCCUUCCAUCAAAACCACCAUCACCAGAAUCCUUCGGCUCUGCACAGUAUGUAGAAGAGCCCAAGGACACGCUUACCGCUAUCCUGAGAUGCCUAGUCUCCCUCCGGAACGAGUCAACCGCUCUAGACCGUUCCAGAAGGUUGGACUAGACUACUUAGGACCACUUUAUUAUAGAAAUCAGCUACACUCUCAGGCCAAGAUUUGGAUCUGUCUCUUCACCUGUGUGGCAACCCGCUCUGUACAUCUCGAGCUAGUCCACAACAACACCGCAUUCGAGUUCUUACUCGCCUUUCGCUGUUUCAUUGCUCGCAGAGGUACUCUGGACCUCAUUAUCAGCGACAAUGCCACCACUUUCCGCUCAGCCAAUGACUCCCUACAAAGCACCAUCUAUAACCGCAAAGCCAUAGAAAAGAUAUCCACUCAACUCGCCAACCGUAAGAUCGAAUGGAGGUUCAUCACUCCUCUUUCCCCAUGGAAAGGAGGAUUUUAUGAACGUCUAGUCGGUCUCUUCAAAUCCGCAUUCAAAAAAGCCAUCAAACAUACCCUACUACCACUUUCCCAAUUUCAGACCCUGGUUGCAGAAAUUGAAGCAGUGCUCAACUCCAGACCACUUUUAUCCAUCAGUGACACAUCAUCUUCACCACACGUCCUUCGACCAAUAGAUUUCGUCUCACCGCAAGUGGAACUCCAAUUACCAUCUCCGCACCAGAACCAUCUCUACAUCCCUCCAAACCGUCUUUCCGAAUGGUACAAGGAGACACUCGCCGUAUUGAACAACUUUUGGGACAUUUGGUACAAGGACUACUUAUCCGCAAUAUCCGCACGUCACCAAUACCGUAUCCACCAAGGAAGGUUAAGUCCACUCAUUCCAUCGGUAGGAGACGUUGUUCUCAUUGCCGAUAGGAAUGUUCCACGUGGACAAUGGCCUUUAGCCAUCAUAACCACUAUCCACCGCACCUAA